Messenger RNA from Brassica oleracea var. oleracea, 1155 nucleotides. RefSeq lists its product as uncharacterized. The coding region runs from base 1 to 1155 and encodes 384 amino acids. The transcript has a single exon. Lineage: Eukaryota; Viridiplantae; Streptophyta; Magnoliopsida; Brassicales; Brassicaceae. The record is from RefSeq and is a predicted model, not a curated record.
AUGUCUCGUCGACUAUCAUAUGCUGAAAAGGGUAAAGGCCUUCAACGCCCUAUCUCACCUCCACGCCGCGGUAGAGUUAUUCUCCCCGACUUUGACACCUCAGAGCUGAUGCGGAAACAUGAGCUCACCCUCAUCGGUAGAACCACAAACCCCAGGGCACAGCGAAUGUGGUCUCUCAUUCCCUUUUUCGCUGACCACUGGAAAUGCAAAUACAAGCCCUUUGGAGCUGAUCUGGGACAAGGAAAAUUCCAGUUUCAAUUUGAAAAUCAUGAAGAUCUCCAAGCAGUGCUUGAUAACGGACCGUACCACUUUGCGAAAUGGAUGGUUAUUAUCCAAAAAUGGGAGCCAAGCAUCUCACCUAAAUUCCCUUCCCAAAUUCCGUUUUGGAUCCAAGUUCAAGAUGUACCUGUUCACCUGUGGAAUGAAGCCAUCCUUAGGGGUAUUGGAGAAGACAUUGGUACAUUUGAUGUAUGGGAGAUUACGGCCUCAAAAGCACGAUUCAGAGCGUUCAUUAAUGGCUUGCGUCCCCUUAUCUUUAAAACCACCUUGGAGUUUGCUAAUGGUGAUGAAGUCUCAGCAACCUUACUGUACGAGAAGCUUGAGAAGCACUGCAAGAUUUGCUAUAUGUUGGACCAUGAAAAAGAAGAUUGUCAUCUUAAUAAGUCCCAUCAAAGCAACAAACUCAAAUCUCAUUUCCAGGGGAACCCACAAAGAAAGGAAGAAACCUUACCUCCCCGAAGAAGCUACUCAGCCAAACAGGGUGAUAAAGACCCUGACUCCCGCCAACCUAAUGGCUUUAUGCGAGAUGCUAGGAGGACUGGGUUCAAUCACCAGCCACCUCCAUCUUCUGCAUACAGAUCUGGUAAUAGGACUUAUGAUGGUGGGAGAAGAACUCACCGAACUUUUCCCCGAGCCAGUCAAGAUUCCUCCCGUACUCAAACAAACACUACAAGACAAAGAUCUGAAUAUGAACAUGGUGGUUCUAGAUGGGUUGAUACGGGUCAAAGACUUCCCCAAUCAGAAUAUUCACAACACAGAGACAAAACAAGAGGGUCCAAUGUUCAAGCUGAGGAAACGAAUGGUGAAAGAAUGGCUACCUCACUAUUGAAAACACUGCCACGCUCAGCCCCUGCACCCCCAGUAGAACGUGCAUAA